Molecule: messenger RNA, 1408 nt
Organism: Drosophila busckii
Lineage: Eukaryota; Metazoa; Arthropoda; Insecta; Diptera; Drosophilidae
Gene: Tre1
Product: protein trapped in endoderm-1
Exons: 7
Coding region: 241-1347 (368 amino acids)
Biological process (GO): G protein-coupled receptor signaling pathway
Cellular component (GO): membrane
Molecular function (GO): G protein-coupled receptor activity
Source: RefSeq, a predicted model, not a curated record
CAACACUACAUUUAACAGCUAUUCGGCAACAACAAUGCGCGGACUGCAUACGAAUUUGUGCCCGAAAUCGAAAAGAGAUUAACCAAUUGUGUGUAAAGUAAACUAGCUGUGUGUAAUAUUUAAAUAUUAUGUUAUGUGCAACAUAACAAAAUGCCAUUGCAAACAAACGAGAUUUAGUGGCGCGAUCUAUAAAUUCUACGCAUCCUCACAUCUGUAUCUAACUGUAAACCGCUCUACGGCAUGGAUGCUCCCACACAAUCUAUAUACCCGCAUUCCGCAACGCUUUUCGCUGCCAUCAGUGCCUGCGUUUUUGUAACCAUCGGCGUAUUCGGCAAUCUGAUAACGCUGCUGGCGCUGCUAAAGAGUCCCACGAUACGUGAACAUGCGACAACAGCAUUUGUUAUAUCGCUCAGCAUAUCCGAUUUGCUAUUCUGUUCCUUUAGUCUGCCGCUGACGGCAGUGCGCUUUUUCCAAGAGAGCUGGACAUUUGGCAGCACGCUCUGCAAGAUCUUUCCCGUCAUUUUCUAUGGCAAUGUGGCUGUUUCGUUGCUCAGUAUGGUGGGCAUUACCUUAAAUAGAUAUAUACUUAUUGCUUGCCAUAACAGAUACUCACAAAUCUACAAGCCCAAGUUUAUAACGCUGCAGCUGCUUUUUGUUUGGGCGGUGUCUUUUCUAUUGCUGUUACCACCCAUAUUGGGCAUUUGGGGCGAGAUGGGCCUGGAUGAGGCCACCUUCUCCUGCACCAUACUCAAGAAGGAGGGUAAAUCGAUCAAGAAGACGCUAUUCCUCAUUGGUUUUCUGCUGCCCUGUCUUGUUAUUAUCAUAUCCUAUUCCUGCAUUUAUUUAACUGUUCUGCAUCAGAAGAAGAAAAUACGCAGUCAUGAUACCACUGGCGUCGGUGGCAAGAGCAGCUCUGCAUCUGGCUCGUAUGUAACCGCCACCAGUACACGCAAAGCACGCGAGGAUAAUCGCCUCACUGUCAUGAUGGUAACCAUAUUUUUGUGCUUUCUCAUCUGCUUUCUGCCACUGAUGCUGGCCAAUGUGGUGGACGAUGAGCGCAAAACCAAUUAUCCCUGGUUGCAUAUAAUUGCAUCGGUUAUGGCCUGGGCCUCCAGUGUCAUCAAUCCCAUAAUAUACGCAGCCAGCAAUCGCAAUUACAGAGUCGCCUACUAUAAGAUCUUUGCAUUGCUCAAGUUCUGGGGCGAGCCGCUGUCACCAAUGCCAAGUAGAAACUAUCACCAAAGUAAAAACUCAAAGGAAUUAUCGGGCGUUAUACGCAGCACGCCAUUGUUUCACGCUGUUCAGAAGAAUAGUAUUAAUCAAAUGUGCCAAACAUAUUCAGUAUGAGUCUUCAAUUUUGUAUUAGAAUUUGCAAUAUACAUACCUAUUACUUACAAUAUUAAUAUUA